CCGAGCAACACAGAUGGCGCUCUUCAAUAUUGCUUUCUUUUGGGUAUUUAAAAAUGUCGGCAAACAGAGUGAUUCAGGCUAUUCGGCCUCACAUUCCACUCAUCAAGUUUCGGGCAGGUGGUGGUGGUCUUAGGAAAGUAAUUCCACCUGCCGCUGUGACGUCAACUCCUCACCCGAGCUCCAGCUCCAGCCUAAGACCGCCUAGUAAUAGGAGAAGUGAUGCUCCAGAAUUCUUCCAGCUCGAUCCCAAGUACCACAGAAACGCCAUUACACAAGAGGAGAUUGACUUCAUCAAUAGAGGUGGACCUGACUGAAAAGCAAAUGCCACCAUAUGCCAGUCAGACUUCCCCUCACCAGAUUUAUCAUCUUCAUGUGUAAUAUCAGAGAGUUAUAUCUCCUAUUUUAAUGAAAUCAAUUGUUACAUCCAUAGGCAUAUUUUUAUCUGCAUUAUGCAACAGUGAAUAAGGUCACAUGAAUCCAUUUAUAAUUUUUGUGAUGGGUACUAGAAGAAAUUUUAAGAGUAUGGAAUGCUGAUCGAGGGCUCAUUAAAAUGAGUAUAUUAUUUGUAGGAGGUUGCAUGAAUGGGGGGGGGGGGUCAGCAGCAGGCACUGAUUCUCAUAGGCCUUGUACAGGGAUUACCUGGUUCUAAUGGGCAAUGGGUUAACAUGGGUUGACUGCUGAAUUCUGCUAGUCUCAUAGACUUCAUACAACAGCUCGCCCAACUUUGUUGUCCUAAUUGAUUUCAAAGGAUAUCAAACAAUAUUGUAUGUUUUCUUAAAACUGAUGAUCUUUAUGAUAAGGAUCUUAUGUGAUGUAGUAUCUACCAAUUGUUGUGUAGUUCAUAAUUGUGUGAUACAUGUUGUUGCUUUUGUGUUUAUUCCUUUCAUCUCUCGUCUUCAAAGAAUUCAUCAUUAUCACUUGUGAACGGUCAUAUUUCAGUAAGUGUUGCAAUUUAUGAAGCACUGUGAUAAUGACUAUUCAUGAUACAACAAGAUAUAUAUCUAUUAUUUGUAAUUUACUUGUACUUAAGGACUAGGAAGUACAUUACCAUGCUAUUGGACAUGCGAGGCCAGUAAAAUUGUUUGCUCUAUGAAUUAUUUCCAGUGACACCACGGUUGCAACUCCAAGCUGACCGAUCGUUAGAAGAUUGGGUAUAAUGUAACAGAUUUGGUCGGUCUGGAGUCCAUAUUGUUUGUGUGACUGGCACAUUAAUGUUAUGUUAGCAGUGUAGUAUAUCAUAGUGUAGUAGGUUUCACGGUUACACCACGUAUCUUUCUUGCAUUGGGCAGGUGUUGGUCCUGAAAAGUGUACUAUAUCAUAUUGCAACUUGUGUAAUUGUUUCUCUGAUACACGAAUAUCUUAGCAGUUGAAAAAAAAGAGGAUGGAAUAGUCAAAAUGAUGUGAUGUAGUUGGCAAGUAUUCUUUCGCCAGAGUUAUGUCUUAUAUCCGAUGUCGACCCAAAUGUUGCACUGGUCGUAUGUUUUCAUCAUUAUUAUGCAUGUAAAUAGAAUUUAAUAUAUUCAGUUGUAUCUGUGGACGAUAGAUUUAUUAGAGUAAUGCCACCAAAUGAAGCAUGCGGGACCGAGUGUGAUGCAUGUUUUCUAUGUAUGCUCUGUUGUACAUAAUCUUUCCUAGCUAGGUUUCAACCUAAAGAAGCUGAGAAAUGAAGGGUAGAAAAUAUUAUUAAGAUUUUCAUUGUUUGCGAUCAAAGAAACAGUUCUGGAUUGCAUAUUUUAUGUUUUUAUACAUUGCAAAUGGUGUGAUGUGGUCAUGAUAUAUGACUUGUUUUUUCUUUUGCCCAUUGUUAUGGGAUUAAUGCCCAUUCAUACAAGUUUUAUACCUUGUUCUAUAUGAUUAUAUGAUUGUAUGUGAAAUUUGAGCAAUUUAGUUUCAAAUAUUACUCUGUGUACAGUUAUCCUGCUUAGUUUGAAAGGUUAAACUGUAUGCUGAGCCUGAACUUGAAUUAAAUCUUCUAUGAAAACCUUA
This is a messenger RNA of Lytechinus variegatus (green sea urchin), 1986 nucleotides long. Its product is annotated as 28S ribosomal protein S36, mitochondrial-like. The transcript is spliced from 4 exons. The record is from RefSeq and is a predicted model, not a curated record. The coding region runs from base 54 to 314 and encodes 86 amino acids. Gene Ontology annotation, biological process: 2-oxoglutarate metabolic process. NCBI's taxonomy places the organism in Eukaryota, Metazoa, Echinodermata, Echinoidea, Temnopleuroida, Toxopneustidae.